Stegodyphus dumicola is the source of this 1257-nucleotide messenger RNA. RefSeq lists its product as uncharacterized. Lineage: Eukaryota; Metazoa; Arthropoda; Arachnida; Araneae; Eresidae. The record is from RefSeq and is a predicted model, not a curated record.
AUGCUAAAUAGCUCACUGUAUGCAGACGAUUUGUGUUAUGGAGGGGAAAGUGUAGAAUCAGCUUUCAGUCUUUCAUCAGAGGCGGUAUCUAUUUUGAGAGACGCGAGUUUUAAUUUGAGAAAGCUAAACACUAAUUCUAAAGAGCUGUAUGACUUGUGGGUUCAGGAAGGGUUGUGUGAAGAAAGUAGGUCUGAGAGAGAUAGUAAGUUGAAAGUGUUAGGCUUGGUGUGGAACUUAGAAGAGGAUGGUUUGAAAGUAGACGUUACAUCAUUGUUGAGUAGUUUGGAAUCGUUGAGAAAUAGUAAAAGAUCGGUGUUAAGCACAGCAGUUAAGGUGUUUGACCCAGUCGGAUUUAUUUCUCCAUUUGUGGUGCGAAUUAAGAGGCUGAUGCAGGAAAUAUGGGAGAGAGGUUUGGAGUGGGAUGCAGAGUUGCCAAAGGAGUUACGGUGCAAAUGGAUAAAGUGGUGCGCUGAAAUUGAGGAAUUAAACGCGUUGAAAAUAGAGAGGUACUACUUUACAGAAGUUCUAAGUAACGGUCAGUCGGUUGAAAUUCAUAUUUUCAGUGAUGCGUCAGUAGUGGCAUAUGGAGCGGUGGCAUAUUUUGGAUAUAAGAAUGAGAGAGGAGAGGUGACUAUUCCAGAAGAAGAAAAUGCGUUAGACAUUACCAAAUUCAGCAAUCUCGAAAAAUUGUUGAGAGUUACAGCUUGGGUAAAUCGGUUUGUCGCCAAGCUAAGAAAACGUGCCUGUGAAGAAGGUCCUCUUACUGUAUUGGAGAUCCAAGAAGCUGAGGAGUACUGGAUAAAACAAGUACAGAGAGCGAAUUACUUUUCGGAUAUUCAACAACUAGAGAGGAAUAAUCUAAUAACACCAGAUUCUAAGCUUUACAGUUUAGCACCAUAUCUGGACAGUAGAGGUAUUUUGCGUGUCAGAGGUCGUUUGGAACAAGCAGAAUUAAUAGAUGACGAAAAACAUCCCAUUAUUCUGCCCAAAACGAAGUUCACCGAACUAGUGAUAUUUAGUGAUCACAUAAAAGUAUUCCAUUCAGGAGUCAUGGCAACAUUGUCCAAAGUCAGGAAUAAAUUUUGGAUACCUAAAGGAAGACAAGUAGUAAAGAAAGUUAUUAACGCUUGCCUGGUGUGUAAAACGUUUGCAGUGAAGCCCGCCAAACAGUUAACGGGUCAGUUACCCAGAGAUCGUGUAGUCCAAAGUAAUCCUUUCACAGUUGCAGGCAUCGACUUAAGGAGCAGUUACUAUUAG